Messenger RNA from Thermothielavioides terrestris NRRL 8126, 2898 nucleotides. RefSeq lists its product as uncharacterized. Gene Ontology annotation, molecular function: protein binding; protein-N-terminal amino-acid acetyltransferase activity. Gene Ontology annotation, biological process: N-terminal peptidyl-methionine acetylation. The transcript is spliced from 3 exons. Gene Ontology annotation, cellular component: cytoplasm; NatA complex. The coding region runs from base 350 to 2527 and encodes 725 amino acids. NCBI's taxonomy places the organism in Eukaryota, Fungi, Ascomycota, Sordariomycetes, Sordariales, Chaetomiaceae. The record is from RefSeq and is a predicted model, not a curated record.
AGCAAAUCCCACGAGCGAACACACACCGCGAGAAACCGCGGCCAUCGCGCGACCCGCCCGUAACCUCUAAUCUGAGCUGGCCGUCGGAUUUCCUUGUUCGCUCUUGACCCUGCUCUGGCUGCACCUGCCUGGCUUGGACUUUUUAAAAGCUGCCUGCCUUACCUUUACCUAGGUGCAUGUACCUUAGGUAAACCGCAGACACGUCUCCCUCGCCAGCGGACGAACACGAGUUCCCUUCCGUUUCGAUCCAGCCUCUUGUUGCUCGAGCACACUCUUGCACACGCUCAGGUGUCCCUCCACCUCCCAAUCUGACCACCUCCCGCGGCGCAGCCCCGCGAGUUCGAACCAGAUGCCGCAGACACUCAGCACGAGGGAGGCCAACCUCUUUCGGACCGUCAUCCGCUACUAUGAGGAUAAACAGUACAAGCGCGGCCUGAAAGCCGCUGAGCAGAUCCUGAAGCGAAAUCCCAAGCAUGGGGACACCAUGUCAAUGAAGGCGUUGAUCCUCAACGCCCAGGGCAAGACCGAGGAGGCAUUUGCCCUCGCCAAGGAGGCGCUGACGAUUGACAUGAAGUCGUACAUAUGCUGGCAUGUCUACGGCAUCCUCUACCGGACCAACAAGAACUUCGACGAGGCCAUCAAGGCCUACAAGUUCGCCCUGAAGCUCGAGCCGGAUUCGCACCAGAUCCAGAGGGACCUGGCCGUGCUGCAGAUCCAGAUGCGCGACUACCAGGGCUACAUCCAGAGCAGACUUGCCAUGCUCAAGGCGAGACCACAGCUGCGCCAGAACUGGACCGCCCUCGCCAUUGCCUACCACCUUGACGGCAACCUUCGGCAGGCCGAGAACAUCCUCACCACCUACGAGAAAUCCGUUACGACCACUCCGCUGAGGACUGACUUCGAGAACUCGGAAGCGCUGCUCUACAAGAACACCAUCAUUGCCGAGAUGGGUGACAUCGAGCGGGCGCUGGAACAUCUGGAGACGGACUGCAAGAACUGCCUCGAUCGGCUGGCUGUGAUGGAGCUCCGGGCCCGCUACCUCGCGCAACUUGGCCGGAAACAGGAGGCCGCCAAGGCGUAUCGGGCUCUGCUGGAUAGGAAUCCGGAACAUCCAGAGUACUACAAGGGCCUGAUUAACUCUCUGGGCAUCCCCGCUGUAGCCGAGGCUGCCCAGAAGGCCGUCUACGACGAAGUUCCAGGGGACUUCUUCCGCUCGACCGCCAAAGAGUACUUGACUCUCAUGUUUGACAAGGGGGUUCCGUCGACGUUUGCCAACGUAAAGCAUCUGUACUCGGACGCGUCCAAGAAGGAUAUACUACCCGCCCUUGCCCGGGAAUAUCUGGAAGAGCUGCGCGGCGGCUCAGUCGCUCGGGACCAGGCGAACGGAGACAGCUCCAAGGGUGAAGGGGCGGCUCUUUACUUCUUGGCGCAACAUUACGAUUACUACCUGUCACGCGACCUCGCUAGGGCGAUGGAGUACGUUGAGAAGGCGAUCGAGUUGGAUCCCAAAAGUGUGGACUUCCACAUGACAAGAGCCAGGAUAUUCAAGCACCAGGGCGAGAUCGCAAGGGCUGCGGAAGCGAUGGACCACGCUCGCUCGCUCGACACCAAAGAUCGCUAUAUCAACUCCAAGGCUGCCAAGUAUCAGCUGCGGAACAACGAGAACGAGAAGGCCCUGGCGACAAUGGGCUUGUUCACCCGGGCAGAGACAGUCGGCGGUCCGCUUGCCGAUCUGGUGGACAUGCAGUGCGUCUGGUUCCUGACCGAGGAUGGCGAGGCAUGGCAACGACGGGGCAACCUAGGCCUGGCACUCAAGCGCUAUCACACCGUGUUCAACAUCUUCGACACCUGGCAGGAGGACCAGUUUGACUUCCACAGCUUCUCCCUGCGGAAGGGCCAGAUCCGCGCGUAUAUCGACCUGAUUCGCUGGGAGGACCGGCUGCGCGAACAUCCCUUCUACUUCCGGGCCGCCCUCAAUGCCGUGAACCUCUACCUAUCGAUGCACGACAAGCCCCAGAACGGCACCAACGGCGUUGAGGCAGGCCAAGCGAACGGCGAGGACGCCGCGGAGCGAAAGAAGGCGGCCAAGAAGGCCAAGAAGGAGGCGCAAAAGGCGGAGCGCGAGGCUGCCGAGAAGGCUGCCAAACAGGAUCCGAACAAAGCCGGCGCCCAGAAGGGCAAGGACGGCGAGGAGGCGAAGAAGAAAGACGAGGACCCGAACGGAGUGAAGUUGGCGGCGACUACGGAUCCACUCGGCGACGCCAUGAAGUUCUUGUGGCCCUUGCUCCAGUUCAGCCCCAGGAACAUUGAGGGCCAGUUUGCUGGAUUUGAAGUCUUCGUCCGCAGGAAGAAAUACCUUUUGGCCUUGCGGUGCUUGAAGGCAGCGGUGGCUAUCGACAGAGGCCACACCCGGGUCCUGGAGCAGGCGGCCAGGUUGCGAAAGGUCCUGGACGGUGCGAUGGAUUCGUUGGCUCCCAAGGUCAAGGGGGUCAUCGAGACGGAGCUCGCUGAGGUCCCCGGGGCUUAGAUAGCCACGGGACCCCCCUCGCUUCUCAGCAGCUCGAUUAUUGGACAGGGCAAUAGCUGGGAACAUGGCGAUUAUCGUUGGCGCCAGCGAGUGACCGAGCUCUCGGUCCUGCAUCGGCCGCGGUCUCUUUUUCCGGCCGUUCCUCGGUAUUAAAGGGACUAGCGGAGACGGCGUGUCCGCAUCAGGUUGACAUAUAGAAACAAAAGACGGUGAUAUUGUAUGAACAGUACAGUCACGUAGACCGGGUGCAUGGACGGGUGUGGUUGGUCGAGUGGGAAGAAAAAGGGCUCCGGGUCUUGUGUUUCUGUUGCUUGCCCAAAUAUGUGCUCGCGCUCAGCUACCAAGCUUGAGACAACGAGAAUAUCGUGAUC